Molecule: messenger RNA, 2940 nt
Organism: Pieris rapae (cabbage white)
Lineage: Eukaryota; Metazoa; Arthropoda; Insecta; Lepidoptera; Pieridae
Gene: DZIP1
Product: zinc finger protein Dzip1
Exons: 9
Coding region: 1-2940 (979 amino acids)
Biological process (GO): cilium assembly
Cellular component (GO): ciliary basal body; cytoplasm
Source: RefSeq, a predicted model, not a curated record
AUGGCCUGCAAAGCCUCUUUCGCUUUGUACCAUAACUUUCCCAAACUUGCUGAAGAAGCUGGUUUUGCAUUCAACACACAUCGUCCAAGAGUGCAUAUAGAAUGGAAUAAAAUACGUCUACUUGAUGUAGAUAGUCUGAUACGAGAGAAAAAGUUUAUAUUAAUUGAGCAACAUAUCAAUGAUAUAUUAGAUUGUGUUCUGGAAUCGGAAUUCGAUGUAAGGAUCCUGGAUGACGGGGUCGUCAAGAUAUUUCGUCUGGCACAACUUGCCGUGGAGUAUCAGCAGUUCUGCCGUCAUUACCUCGAUAGAAGUGUGUAUGUGUUGCGAGAAGAAAUAACGGCACUCGCUAAGGAAUUAGACAACUAUAAACGAAAUUUAAGAGACAAAGAAGAUGACAUGCGACGCCUUCGAAAACGCCAUUUUGUACGAACUCCUUUACCAGUCAAUAACGAGAAUAUAGCUACAAUGAUUCUUAAUAGUCUAAAGAAUCAAUCGAAUAUAUUUUCUACUCACACAGACGCGCACCACAAGUGUGUGUAUUGUGAUAAAGUGUUUUUAAAUCAACUUUACCUGAAAAGCCAUGUAUCAAGACGUCACCCGAAUGCAACGGAAAUACCAGAGAGAGAUACAGAUAACCCACAAAUACCAGACGAAAGUAAACUUCAAUCGGAAAUAGAUAAUUUAAAAAGUAAAUUACAUGAAAUGGAAACUAUGUUAUUACAGAAAGUGACAGAACCCGAACAAAAACCAAUUGAAACGAAAAAAGAAGAGAAACAAAUGAAAGAUGCUGAAGUUCUGACAAAUAUUGAUGUUGAGAAUAAAAUAGAAGAUUAUAGAAAGCAGGAAUUUGAUAAAUAUGACAAAGAAUUAAGUUUAUUAAGAGCGCAAAUAUCACAAUUAAUGGACGCAGGGAAGAAAAAUGAAAACACAAAAGUUGAUAAUGAUAAUAAGCUUAUUGAAAAACUGCAUUUGACAAUCAAACAGCAAGGCGAAGAGCUGGUGUCGCUUAGACAGGAGCUGAUAAAUUCUAAACAGACAAAUGAUUACAUGGAAAAUGAAAGAAAGAAGGAUAUAGAAUUGAAAAUGGCCAAUUGGGCUAAAAAACUAGACGCUCAAUCGAGGGAAUGCCAAACGUUGGUACAAAAAUUAAAUGAAACGGCCAAAGAAGUACACGAAUACAAAGUUCUUGCUAAAGCAGAAAGAGAGAGAGCUUCACAACUAGAGGAACUAUUAAAUAAACAGCAACUUAUUAAAACUAACAAUUUAAUGGAGGACAGCCCAGUUAAGCAGAUUAACAAUGAGAAAGAGAAAGUGAAGUCAAAGAAAAUCAAGCCAACACCCGAUCGAGUCAUGCUAGAAAAAUUGCAGAAGCAAGCACAGGAUCUACUCAAUAUUGUACAAAGCAGUACAGAUUCAAGUGAUGCAAACGAUAGUUUACCCAAACAAAUUAACAGCAAAGUUAAAGAUCUGAAAGAUAAACCAACUGAUAGUCCUAUUACGAAUCAUUACCAAAAGAAAUCAGCAGACAAAAAAGCAGCGAGCAAAAUGCGUGUUAAAAUUUUAAAUGGGAAAAGUAAAAAAACAAAAAUAGGGAAGGAAAAUGGAGUGGUCACACUGCCUGUUAGUCCAGUAAAAGUUGUACGAGCUAAAAUAACAGAAGAAGUGAACCAACGAUUGGUACAACUUGGAGUCGAUCCUCUUAAAAAUAGACUUCCGAGAAACGCAUUUCAAAAGCAAAGGACAAUGUUGCAAGAGCAACAGGAAAUAAAAACGAAGAAAUUUCCUACAAGAGAGAAGAUUUACCAUUCUAUUCUGACGCAUUUAGACACUAACACGUCUCAAGAAGGUUUAAACCAACAAGAGGAUCUAGAAAAAGCAUCGCCUAGUAAAACUAAAACCUUCAGUCUGGCCUCUGUAAUAUCGAAUGUCAAAACAAAAGCAUUAUCUCUUGUAAAACCCAACGAUGCUAUAAACAAAAAGAAAAAUUAUCCAGUCACUGAGAGAGCAAUGGCUCUACUUAAAACAUCUCCCAGUUCAAUGCAAUCGAGUCCUAGAAAUAUUCAAGAGAUAAAAUCACCUAUUCGUUAUGGAACACAAAAAAUAACGAAGGAAAAUAAAAUGAAACAUGUUGAAGAAGAUAGUGAAUCAGAGUCUAGUGACGAUUCGGAAACAGACAAUGGCCCAAGACAAUAUUGUAAAAAAAUAACAGAUGAUACAAUAAUCCAUCAAUCACCACAAUCUACUCCUAAAAAAGCAGAUAAAAGAAACUCAGAAAUUAUUUCCGCUAAAAAACCCGAGUCAAAUCAAAGUAAAUAUAUUAAUAAUGAUCUUACAAGUGACGAUAUAGAAUCAAUAGAGGAUAUUGUCUCGCCACGAAAGGCGUUUUCUGAAGAAAACUUAAUUAAACAAACAAAAGGUGUUUUAAGAAAUGCAUCGUCCACCUCGUCGUUGAACAAGAAGAAAGUGUUGUUUGAUAUGGACGCAAUUCAAAUGAAGUCUAUAAGCGCGUCUCCAUCUCUGAGUAUAGCUGAAAAAAGCGAUAAUGAAAAUUAUACGUUGGGAAUUAUUAAUUUAGAUGCAGAUGAAUGGGAUCCAUCAAGCAAUGAAAAUGAGAAUCAAAUUAAUCCGACUAUCCAAGUAACAACUCGGACAACUCCACGCAUAGCGGAAUUAAAACAGGUCAUAGAGUCCCAAAUGGCGCGCAGAGUUCAAACGCCGAGUACUGUUUUGGCGGGAAGUGUUAACAUUUUACCGUCGCCUGUUCCAAUGGCAAGAACAAGUUUAGGAGGCAGCAACACAAGCCUAGGGAGCUCCAUAUUGGAUGAGAGCGACAAUUUAUCAAUUACAAAUAAAAAUAUGACGAAUAAAAUAAAGAAAGAUGAUAGUGAAAUUGAUUUAUCCGAAUUGUUAGGUGACGAUAAAAGUGACAAUAAAUUUUAA